This is a messenger RNA of Aphidius gifuensis, 5366 nucleotides long. RefSeq names its product PAX-interacting protein 1 (gene Ptip). Gene Ontology annotation, cellular component: MLL3/4 complex. The transcript has 5 exons. Lineage: Eukaryota; Metazoa; Arthropoda; Insecta; Hymenoptera; Braconidae. Bases 418 to 5115 code for a protein of 1565 amino acids. The record is from RefSeq and is a predicted model, not a curated record.
CACCGCUUUAUAAUUAAGUAAUAAAUUAAUCACUAAUUCAGUGAUUAAUACGCGUACAAAACGUCUGUACGAUACAUGAGUAUCAUACUUACCAAACUCUUCGUUAUAAUCAACAAGUAACUUACUGUGAUUUGUAAAAAACUCCAAAAUCCCUUAUUUCGUACAACCAACCCUGCUUGUAUAUAACCUUCACAAUAGUUACAUUAUAUUAUAUUUUUUUGUCGAAAUCAACCAACAAAUAUACUUUACAACAAAAGAGACGCGGCAUGUUUAUUUUGUUUUUUUGAGUAAUGUUGACAGUUGUUAUAUUAUCAAAUAUAACAACAUUUGUUUAUGAAGUAUUUAAAAAUCUAUCAAAUUUAAUGGAUUUUGUCAAAUUAUCACUUGACAUUAACGUUAUAAAAAUAUAAACAAACAAUGGGAGAUAUUCGUGCAGGUUUGGAAGAGUUGAAGCUUGAUGUUUCUCUUUUUGUUGGCGUUAAAUAUUACUUGAGUGGAAAAGUUGAUACAAAAAUUGUGUCAUUAUUGGAGAGAGGUGGUGCUGUAGCUUCAACCUAUUUUUCGGAUUUUGUAACACAUUUGAUUGCUGGUUAUGACCCUCGAGAAGAUGACUUAUCUGAGGCUCAAGAUCUUUAUGAAGUACCAGCUGUCACUCAAGAUUGGGUUAUAUUUUCAGCGAAAUGCAACAAAAUUCUACCAACGAAAUACUUUGCAGCCCACGAGGAUCAAUUAUUUUCUUCUGUUUGUGUCUGCAUAUCCGGAGUGAGUCAAAUUGACAGUAAGUACUUGUGGGCAAUGAUAAGCUUUCAAGGUGGAAAAUGUCAGCUGAACUUGAAUCGUUGUUGUACACAUCUUGUUACUGGCCGUGCAUCAGGAACAAAAUAUGAUGUUGCAAUGAAACAUCACAUGACAAUCGUAACACCUGAUUGGGUUGUUGAUUGUUGCAGAAAAAAACAGCUGAUCUUAGAAGCUGAAUAUCAUCCUCGUUUACUUUUAUCUACACCACCAUUAAGUUCAACUGCGCUAAUAACUGGUUUUAUUGAUGAAAAAGAUUUAAACGAUUCUUAUCAAGAUGAACAAGAACAGUCCAAAUCGUCAAUUGUUCAUGAACAGCUAAAGCAAAGGUUGCCUUGGAAUCAAACAAAUAACACUGUACCACAAAUGAUACCAUGUUCAAAUCCAAUGGUACAAACCCAAUCACAAGUACCUGUUACAGUAAAUCCAGGACAAAGUCGAGUUGUGCCUCUGGCACAAAUGUUACCCCAACAAGUUACAAGUCAAUUUCAACGUGAUUCAAUAUCAACAAACUAUCAAACUGCCGUAUCGACAUCAUCAAACCAUAAUUGGCAUAAUCAAGUAGUGUCGCAAGUUCUCGACACUUCGUCACAAGUUAACUCACAAAUACUACAACACGAGCAAUCAUCACAAGUUAAUGUUCAGUCGCAACAAGUUCUACAUCAUCAAAUACAACAGCAAGACAAUCAAUUAAAUCAACAGCACCAACAAAUACAAAUAAAUAACCAGAUUAAUCAGCAGCAUUCGCAAAUAAAUAAUAAUAUUAUUAAUAACAAUAAUAGUAACAACAGUAAUAAUAGUAAUCAUCAUCACCUUAGUAAUCAGAUUAAUCAACAACAGCAAUUGCAAAUAAAUAAUCAAGGCAACCAAAUUAACCCACAACAACAAAUACAAAUAAAUAAUCAAGCUAAUCAGAUUAAUCAACAACAGAUACAAACGAGUUUUCCUCAGCAAAUAAUUACAAGUCAAGCGUUGACACAAUCUAAUCAUCAGCUUGUUUCACAACAGCCAGUUAUUCCUCAACAACAACAACAACAACAACAACAACAAAACAUACUGAUUUCCCAGCAUCAGCAGGGCAAUGUGAUAGCUCAACAUAAAGGACAGGUACCUUUGCGAGAUAAUCCAUUGCAACAAGUUAUCUUACCGACACAAAUAAAUCAAGGACAAAAGCAACAAGUUAUUAUUCAACAAGGUCAGGUUGUUAAUCAACAAGGACAAGUUAUCAAUCAACAAGGGCAAAUUUUAAAUCACCAAGGACAAAUUAUUAACCAACAUGGAAUUAUUAAUCAGCAGUUAGUUCAGGGAGGAAUUAAUCAACAAUCUAAUAUACAAGUUCCGCUAGGAGUACAGCAGCUUGAGUUACAAAAUGUUACUCAAUCAACCAAUACUCAACAAAUCCCCCAGGGUCAACAACAAAUUGUUCAACAAAUUAAUCUUCAAUCUCAGUCUCAGCCACAACCUCACCAGAUUUCUCAACAACAGCCACAGCAGUUAACACCCGAACAACGUCAGCAAUUGCUUGUAAUACAACAACAUCAACAAUUGCAAGAGCAACAACAACAACAACAACAACAACAACCAUCUCAAGAUCAAAUACAACAAAAACAAUUAAAACAGCUGCAGUUACAGCAACCACCACCACCACAACAACAACAACAACAACAACAACAACAACAACAACAACAACAACAACAACAACAAGUCCAGCAGCAAAAAAUUCAACAAAUUUCUCAACAACUUCAACAAUCAGUACCUCAAUCAUCUCAACAAUUUAUCAUUCGAGACGGUCAACUUCAACAACAAGCACCUAAUCAAAUAAUGAAUCAAAAUUCACAAAGUUUUAUUGUUAAUCGUGAAGCUUGGCAACAACAGCAGCAACAGUAUCACUUACAGUUACAAAGACAGCAACAAUUAGGUCAGCAACGACCUCCUGGUCAAUGGACCCAACAACCACCACAACAGUCACGUCAACUAAUCCAGCUCGAUGCUCAAACUCAUCAACAAUUACAACAAAUGGAUCCCCAACAACGUGCCCAAUUCAUACAAAAAAUACAAAAACAACGUAGUUUUUUUGUUCAACGUCAAUUACAAUCCCGUCAAUCACAAGCACCUCAUAAUGCGAUUGUUAGAACACCAGGUCAAGCAGGUUUAUCGACAUUGCAAUGGGUAACACAACGUGCACCAACAAUACCUUCACAGAUACAAACAACAAAUAUUCCAAAGCCAAUAAAUCCUGGUGUACAACCACCAGCACUGACACCAAUCAAUGCACCAAAUUCAGUGUUAAUGCCAAUACAAGGACAGAAUCAAAUGCAAACUCAAAUUGUUCAAGGUCAAACUUUUCCAACAGCCUCGUUGACACCACAACAACUUGCCCAAAUACAAUUACAAAAACAGCACCAAAUAUUGAGAUUACAACAGCUUCAAAGAGAACAUCAACAACCGUUACAAGAACAAGAACAACAAAAGCAGCAAAUAAAACAACAAUCAACGCCAACAGUUGCUGGUCAACAAGAUCCACAACAACCGCCUCCACCGCCCACACCACAGACACCUUUUGCUACAUCAUUAUCAGGAAAUACCCAAAUAUCACCAGAUCAACAACUCGUUAAUGCUAAAACAAAAACAGCACUUGCAAAUAUGUUGACAAAUCGUUUACAAGGUGCAACUGAAGCCAGUGCAUCGGGACAAUUAAGAUUAAUGACUGCUCAUCAAUUACGUCAACCACCUCCAGCAUCACAAGAUCCAGCUUUACUUGCAGCUUAUCAACAACAACAACGUCGAUCACUUGGUAAUAUAACAAAUGGUGCAUCACAAAGUACAAUUAAAAUGCAAUACACUCAAAGUAUGCAGCAACCAAAAGCACAAUUUUAUGGACAUAAUCCAAAUUUAAAAUUGCCACCAGAUUUAUUUUUACUUGGUUGUAUAUUUGUUAUAAUUGAAUAUGAUGCACAAAGUUCAAAUAAUGUACAAACAUGGACACAAGUUAUUGAACGUCAUGGUGGUGAAGUUGAACCACAAUACUGUCAACGUGCAACUCAUAUAUUAUCGAUAACACAAAAAAAUCCAAUAGUACUGCAAGCAUUGAGAGAUGGUAAAAGAUGUGUUACUGCUCAUUGGUUAUCCGAUGUUGUUUUAAAACAAAAAGUUGUACCACCAUGGCAUGCAUUACAUUUUCCAAUACCAUUUAGUCUCAAUGAACUACCAUGUACAAAACAAAUAAUAUCAUACUCUGGUUUUGAAGGUGAUGAGCGUGCUAAAAUAAAAGAAAUGCUUGAUUUACUUGGUAUUAAAAGUACACCAUAUUUUUCACAUCAUAAUACGUUAUUAAUAUGUCGUAAAAAUGAAGGACAGAAAUAUAAAAAAGCUCGUGAAUGGCAAAUAAAUAUUGUCAAUGGACAAUGGUUAACCGAUUUAGUAUGCGGACAACUAAAUGUUAUAAAUCAAACUGAAUCAACAAAAUAUCAACAAUUUAAUUUGAGUAGUCCAUUUAGAAUUGAUUAUUCACUCGUACAAAAUUUAAUGGCUGCAUGGAAAUCGCCAAUAAAUAUAACCCAAGAAUCAUAUGAUAAAGUUAAACAAGUUGGUCAGGGACCAAACGCAAUUAUAAGAAAAUGUAAAAAACCAAGACUCGAUGGACCAUUAUUAUUAAAUAAAGAACCACACUUACUUGGUCUUGAUGAGCCAAUAACGAUUGUCAAUCUUGAACCACCAACACCAGAUAAACAACCGAAAAUAUUAUUUUCUGGUACGAAUCCAAUUAAAUAUGCUAAAAAAAUACGUGAAAUUGGUGGUGCACUUGCUGAAAGCUGGCGUGAUGCAACACAUCUUGUUAUGACCGGUUCAUUUAGAACAGUCAAAUUAUUGUGUUGUUUAUCAAGGUGUAAAUUUAUUGUUCGUGUACAAUGGUUAUUAGAUUGUUUUACUAAUAAUACCUUUGUUGAUGAAUCAACGUAUACACUUGGUGAUGCUGAAUUUGAAAAGAAUUUUCAUUGCAAUAUUGAAAAGGCACUUGCAAGUCCAAAUCGAGGCACGGUACUUAAGAAUAAAAUAAUUUAUGUGACGCCGAGUGUCGUACCAUCACCUUCAGCAUUUGCUGAAAUUAUUGAGAGUGCUGGUGGUGUUAUGGAAAAAACAAGGAGAUCCUUGGCACAAAUACAAGAAAUGAAUUCUGAAAAAGUGAAUUAUAUAAUAAUAACACAAGAAAAAGAUAUGCAUCUGCUAAAGGAUGUCCUUGAUGCUGAUAUCAAUAUUUAUGCUGCUGAAGCUAUAAUGCGGAUGAUCAGCCGUCAAGUCUUCCAACUUGAUUUGAAUUAAAUUACGAGUGUACUAACAAGUCUUGGUAAAAAAAAAAAACUAUUUAAUAAGAAAAAAAAACAUAAAAAAAUUAUUCGUAAGUAUAAUUAUAUAAUAAACAGAUACUACUUUUCAAAAUAAAACAUUUUUUUAUCACAAAGUGUAAAAACGAUGAUUACGUUGGUGGACAAUAAAUACAUACUUUUCUGGUAGGUGUUUUUGAAAUUAACAGAAAAAAAUUCCUAAACAUUAAAGACUAGAAAAAACAAAAA